This is a messenger RNA of Saccharomyces eubayanus, 480 nucleotides long. RefSeq names its product TRAPP subunit BET5 (gene BET5). NCBI's taxonomy places the organism in Eukaryota, Fungi, Ascomycota, Saccharomycetes, Saccharomycetales, Saccharomycetaceae. The record is from RefSeq and is a predicted model, not a curated record. Gene Ontology annotation, cellular component: TRAPP complex. Gene Ontology annotation, biological process: endoplasmic reticulum to Golgi vesicle-mediated transport. The transcript has a single exon. The coding region runs from base 1 to 480 and encodes 159 amino acids.
AUGGGGAUAUAUUCAUUUUGGAUCUUUGAUAGACAUUGUAACUGCAUAUUUGAUAGAGAAUGGACACUGGCAUCCAAUAGUGCAAGUGGUACAAUAAAUUCCAAGCAAACUGAAGAAGAUGCAAAACUACUAUUCGGCAUGAUAUUCUCGUUACGCUCUAUUACACAAAAACUAUCCAAGGGCUCUGUCAAGAAUGACGUAAGGAGUAUAUCGACUGGGAAGUAUAGAGUUCACACAUAUUGUACAGCUUCAGGACUAUGGUUUGUAUUAUUAUCGGAUUUCAAGCAGCAGUCUUAUACACAGGUCUUGCAGUAUAUAUAUAGUCACAUUUAUGUCAAAUAUGUGAGCAACAACCUGUUAUCGCCAUAUGAUUUUGCUGAAAAUGAAAGCGAAAUGAGAGGUCAAGGUACAAGGAAAAUUACUAACAGAAACUUUAUUUCUGUCUUGGAAUCAUUUUUAGCACCAAUGGUCAAUCAAUGA